Poecilia latipinna (sailfin molly) is the source of this 4789-nucleotide messenger RNA. It is a transcript of the gene tnn, whose product is annotated as tenascin N. Bases 275 to 3637 code for a protein of 1120 amino acids. Gene Ontology annotation, molecular function: protein binding. The transcript is spliced from 19 exons. Gene Ontology annotation, biological process: regulation of cell adhesion. The record is from RefSeq and is a predicted model, not a curated record. NCBI's taxonomy places the organism in Eukaryota, Metazoa, Chordata, Actinopteri, Cyprinodontiformes, Poeciliidae. Gene Ontology annotation, cellular component: perisynaptic extracellular matrix.
CUGUAGAAGGAGCAGAGACACUCCCAAACUUACCACUCACUGGCCUACAGGCAUUUGAAACAUGUUAACAUUUAAGUAAGAAGAGAGAGGGAAAGAGAGGGAGAGAGAGAGAGAGAGUCGCUCAGAGUGUAGAGAUCCUCAGAGCUUGAAUCAGUAGCUCUGGCCUGUCAACAGGUGGCACAGGCAGAGAUUUGGUGAGUGACCUUCAGACUUUCAAAGAAAAGAGACAAACAGAAGAUAAAGGAGGGGGAAAUUUAACAAAUCGUAAAACGCAAUGAGCGCUGGACUCCUGUGGAGGGCCCUAUGCCUGCUGAUUAUACUUUGCACUGUGUCACACCAUGUGCGCUGCACAGACAACCAGCCAGAUUCCUCUGGCACAGAGCAGGGACUCACCUUCAGCCACAUCUAUAAGCUUGACAUCCCAGGAAGCUCCAGUUGCACCGUGGAGCGUCUGCCAACACACAAGACAGCUCUGCAACAAGAUACCAUAACCAAUGGAGAAAACGACAUCACCUUUAAACACAACAUUAGGCUGCAAACACCCAAGUGUAAUUGUGAGGAAUCGGAAAGCUUCAAAGACCUACUGUACAGAAUCAACGGACUGGAAGAAGAAGUCACCUACCUAAAGACCCAGUGCACUCAAGGAUGCUGUGGAAGAGGAGGUGUUGCAGGUGUAGACACAAGCUGCAGCGGUCAUGGUACCUACCAGCAAGACACCUGCAGCUGCCUUUGUAACCCAGGAUGGGAAGGCCCUGACUGCUCCGUGUCCUCCUGCCCUGAUGAGUGCAACGACAAUGGCCGAUGUGUAGAUGGGAAAUGCGUUUGCUAUGAGGGUUACACAGGAGAAGACUGCAGCCAGCUGACAUGUCCAGGCGACUGCAAUGAUAAGGGGGAGUGCAGGGAUGGAAAAUGUGUGUGUUUCCCUCAUUUUACCGGUGAAGACUGCAGUACCCCGACGUGUCCUAAUGACUGUGGUGGCAAUGGGCAGUGUGUGGAUGGUCAAUGCGUCUGUGAAGAAGGCUUCUAUGGAAAGGAUUGUUCUCUAGUCCUCACACCUCAGGGUCUGAGGUUGGUCCAAGUGACGGAUGUUUCUCUCCUGGUGGAGUGGGAGUCCGUCCAAGGGGCAGAGUAUUACAUGCUGACCUAUCAUCCUAAAUUUGAUGAGGGUGCCAAGGAGGAGGUUCGGAUUUCCAACUCGGAGAAUUCCUACCUCAUUACGGGACUCGCACCCGGAGUUACCUACGUUGUCCAAGUCUACGCUGUCAUCAAAACGAUUCAGAGUGAAGCAGAUAUGAUUGAAGCCACAACAGAUGUCUCAACUGUUGAUGAUAUGCAAGUCAUUGGCCAGACAGAGGUUUCCAUCCAAGUGGACUGGAAGAACCCGCAGGCAGAAGUGGAUUACUUCAGACUGACACAUACUGACCCGUCAGGACAGGAGGAGGAGCUGAACGUUCAGAGGAGUCAAGAAGCACGCACCAAGUACACUAUUGUGGGUCUAUAUCCCGGAACAGAGUAUCAAAUUUCUGUGCAGUCCAUCAAAGGGAACACCAAAGGAAAAGCUUCUUUCGCAACCGGUGUCACAGACAUCGAUGCCCCAACAAACUUUGUCACUACUGAAGUAACUGAAGACACUGCAACCGUCUCCUGGGAUAAAGCCCAGGCGGAAAUCGAAGGCUACAUGUUGAGCUACACGUCUGCUGAAGGCUCCAGCUCGGACAUCUUUGUAGGGCGUGACAGCACCUCCUACAGGCUGGUUGGUCUGAGGCCUGGGGUCCUCCACACGGUCUACAUCUGGGCCUUCAAGGGAGACAAAGUCAGUGGGAAGAGUUCAACUGAAGCCGAAACAGAGUUGGAUGCUCCUACUAACCUUUCAGUCGAAGAUGAGACAGACUCCAGCUUCAGAGUUUACUGGGAUCCCACCGAGGCACAAAUUGAUGGCUACAUGCUCGCCUAUAGCUCCGCUGAUGGGUCCAGGGAGGAAACCCAAGUUGAAUCUGGAAGCUCUUAUGCGCUCACUGGCCUUAGGCCAGGGGUCGUCUACACUGUCUACGUCUGGGCUGUCAGGGGAAGCAAAGCCAGCAGGAAGACCUCAACACAAGCCGAGACAGAGCUGGACGCCCCAGCUAACCUCGUAGCUUACGAUGAAACCGAGUCCAGCUUCAGCCUUUCCUGGGAUCCAGUUCAGGCAGAAAUUGAUGGGUACAUCCUCACCUACACCUUCCUUGAUGGAUCUAGUAAAGAAAUCCCUUUGGGCCCCGACAGCACCUCUUAUUUGCUGACUGGUUUAAGGCCUGGAGUCCUCUACACUGUCUACAUCAAAGCCUCGAGGGGAGACAAAACCAGCAGGACAAUAUCCACACAAGCUGAGACAGAACUGGAUGCUCCAGCUAACCUCAUAGCCAGAGACGAAACCGAGUCCAGCUUCAGCCUUUCUUGGGAUCCAGUCCGAGCAGAAAUAGAUGGCUAUAUCCUUACCUACACCUUCCACGAUGGCUCUAGUAAAGAGAUCCUUGUGGGGCCUGAUAGCGCCUCUUAUGUGCUGACGGGUUUACGGCCUGCGUUCAUCUACACUGUCUACAUCAAAGCUGUGAGGGGAGACAAAGCCAGCAGGACAAUUUCAACUCAAGCUGAAACAGAAAUCGACUCCCCUAAGGACCUAAAGGCUUCAGAUGUGACGCAGGAUUCAGUUUCCUUGACUUGGGUUCCUCCUCUGGCCGACAUCAAUGGUUAUGUCCUCACUAUUAGAGACGAAGAAGGAAAAUUACAGACUAUUGAAAAUACGCUCGCCUCCAGCAAGAGACGCUUCGCUGCGUCCAAGCUGGAGAGGGGAAAGAGGUACAUUGUCACCAUUUAUGCCUUUAGAGGCAGCAAAAGGAGUAAGGUGGUGGAGACCUUCUUCAAAACAGUUGCUCUGCUGUACCCCUUCCCUAUGGACUGUGGACAAAUAAUGAAGAACGGCAAUAAAAACAAUGGUGUCUAUACUGUCUACAUUAAUAAUAACCAAUCCAAGCCAAUACAGGUUUACUGUGACAUGACCACCGACGGAGGCGGUUGGCUGGUACUUCAGCGGCGUAACACUGGGAAUCUGGACUUCAUGAGACGCUGGCGGCAGUACAUAGCAGGCUUUGGCAACCUGACAGAGGAGUUCUGGAUUGGUUUGGAUAAGAUACACGAGCUAACCAACACUCCCACGCAGUAUGAGAUCAGGUUCGACUUGGGCCUGGGCUCAGAUAGAGCGUACGCCGUUUACGACAACUUUAAGAUCGCUCCGGUCAGACAGAGAUUCAAGCUCACCAUUGGCAAAUACAGAGGGACAGCAGGUGACGCCAUGACCUACCAUCAAGGCCGGCCCUGGACCACCAUGGACUCGGAUAAUGAUCUUGCGUUGACUAACUGUGCCAGGACCCACAAAGGAGCUUGGUGGUAUGCAAACUGUCACUUGGCCAACCUUAAUGGUAAAUGGGGAGACAACGCACACAGUGUGGGAGUCAACUGGGAGCCAUGGAAAGGACAUCUAACAUCCCUGGACUUCACAGAGAUGAAGAUCCGACCGGUGGGAGCGUUGUCCAGCAGAAAGAGGCGAUCGCUGAUGGCCAGAGAGGGAAAAAGUAGAGUCUCAAACGGCUACAACAAAUAGGAAAGCGGCCAAAAACUGCAACAGAAGCAGUCGGCACCAUCAACCUUUGAUCACACUAGAUUUUGGUGUUUCUGUACAAAUGUAGAUAGACCACACAAGGAUUUUGCAGACGUGUGCUUCAAAUAUUGUAUAAUUUUUGGAGAAGGAUGAGCAUAACCAAAGCAACCAAAAAUAACCCGCAGUAACUUUGAUUUUGUUUGUAAACAAAUCAGAAAGCCCCGGUUUAGUGUGAUUGUGGGGGAAAAAAAUGGUCAACAAGAAACUCGGUUGAAUGAAGUCGCAUGCUACGUGGAAGAACAUGCAUUUGUAGACAAUCAUGUCUUGCUGUUUUUUUAGACAACCUGACUAAAAACCUGAAAAAAAUAUAAUGCCAAAUAAAGUUUUUCUUUUAUCUCCUAUUAUUAUAUUAAUCUUAACCCUGUUUUAGAGUCAUAGCUACGUUCCAAUUUGAAUUACAUCCUCUGGGAUAUAAUUCAAAUAUCCAGCAUCCAAAUAAGCAGCGUUGCUUGUGUGUUUAAUGAAUGGCUCAUUUGUCAGCUGCUGAAGCAUGUGCCCUUACUCUAUUGAUUAUGCUGCCACUGUGCAUCCAACACUGUCACAUCACAUAAGGCGGUAUGACACAGGCCAGAAAAUAACAACUGAUUGCAGCCUCGAAAAUCCAAAUUGCUCCUGCUUUACAUUCAUAUGACGGGGGACAGCUCGUAUCAAUCAAUGUGACGUGUCCCCAUCAAACGUCAAUAACAAUGACAUUUGUUUGUGCCGCUCUCGAAAACCGAAUGACCAAACUCCCGUUUUUAAUCUGGAAAGCUGACAUAUGCUAUUAAUGUUGCGCUGGCUCCUACUCUGCUUAAUUAGAUUUUCUUAACACUUUUAUCACAAACACAGUUUAUGUGACAAGGACGUAGAGCACAUCAAUCAGCUUUUCAGCCAAUCUGCCAGAAUGGAUUUGAAGUUGGUGAACUUUAUAGGAUUUUUUUUUUUUUUUUUAUGCUGCAAAGCUUUUCAUUUUAAAAUUUUGUAACUAAUUAGAAUUAUUGAACAUUUUCAAACCAGAUCCUGAUUAAUAAUAUUUUCCUUACUAAUUAUGUUUUCAAACUGACAUUAUUAAUUCUUUUUCACUGUAGUGUCACAAAAUAAAUCUGUUUUAAUGAG